Messenger RNA from Nymphalis io (European peacock), 14063 nucleotides. RefSeq names its product dynein axonemal heavy chain 5 (gene Dhc1). The record is from RefSeq and is a predicted model, not a curated record. Gene Ontology annotation, cellular component: dynein complex. The transcript is spliced from 48 exons. NCBI's taxonomy places the organism in Eukaryota, Metazoa, Arthropoda, Insecta, Lepidoptera, Nymphalidae. Gene Ontology annotation, biological process: microtubule-based movement. The coding region runs from base 45 to 14063 and encodes 4672 amino acids. Gene Ontology annotation, molecular function: ATP binding; dynein light intermediate chain binding; dynein intermediate chain binding.
GAAAAUGUUUGUUACUUUUAUGAAAAUACCAGUGUGAUGACAAAAUGGUUGAUUGUUUCGUUGUUCAGAAAAGAAGAGAAGAAUGUGAACGUAAGGCGAGGCGAGGGGAGAUGGACCCUCGAUUGGAGUUUACAUUUCAACUCCUAAUCGACGGUACCGGACUUCCUCGCCAUGCCAUAAUGGAUCACGUUUUCGAGGGGAACAUGCUUGAUGACAUCAAUCAGCUUUUUUUGCCUCACAUGAGGAAUAAAUUGCUGUGGUAUUAUCAAGAUGUAGAGGAAGUGGAACAACGACCUGUAGUUGAAGGUGCGAAGUCAAGGCAGCAAGUUCAAGGAAAACAGCCACCUCCUCAAAUUACUCUUAAAAGGAAAUUAUUUCUAUCUGAUGGUUGGGAUGUCAAGUUUACAGGAGUUUGUAUUUAUAUGUUUCGUAUAAAUGUUAGCAAACAAUUACCCGAGGAAGGAUUUCAUAAAGAUUUAUUUUGCGGAAUCCUAAACGCAGAUAAAGUAGGCUUGGUGACCGCUAUUGAACGUGUAAUGGAAUACGUGUAUAUGAAUGCAUUAGCGCACCCCAGCAGCGAUGGAGAUGAAGACGAGACUCGUUUUCCUAUUGUCAAGAAUCAACUCCUGCCGGGCCUAAGAUCUUUUUGUAGCGCUUUAAAAGUUUGUGAAGAAGUUUGCAACCAAGUUAACCUGUUUGAUGAUGGACAAGCUUUAAUGGCUAACUUAAACGACCACAACGAGCUAAAAGAAAUGAUAAAAAAUCCCACAACAAUCGCUACUUUAGAAGAAAGGGUUAAUGAGUGGAUAAAAAAAAUUAUGGAGAUACUAAGCGAAAGUGAACAGCUAAGGCGAGAGGUGGACUCCAGCGGGCCUCAAGAUGAACUUGAAUAUUGGAAGAAGAGAGGAGCACAAUUCUCACAACUUGUGUCUUAUUUACAGAACAAUGAAGUUCAACUAACUUUAACAAGUCUUCAACUGGCUAAUUCGAAAGUAAUAAAAAUUUGGCGUGACACGGAUCACAAAAUAACCUUCUGUUACAAUGAAGCCAAAGAUAACGCCAAAUUCAUUCAAGCCAUGGAGAAAUGCUGUCAUUCUCUGUAUCUGGACGAUCCCGUUAAAAUCAAAGAUUCCAUAUUGAGCUUACUACAAACGGUCAGAUUGAUUCACAGUGUUUCACAAUUCUAUAAUACGUCCGAACGAAUAUCGUCACUGAUGGUGAAGAUAACCAACCAAAUGAUUGAGACUUGCAAGCAAUACAUAACAUGCCGUUUUAAAGAAACUAUUUGGUCUCAAGAGAGGGAUCAGGUCAGAGAGAAGUUGAUCCAUUGCAUAAAUCUCAACAAAACCUACAGAGAAACUUACACAUUUGUAAAGAAUCAACCAUUUUUACCGAACACGGAACAAUUUAGUUUUUCCGAAAAUUAUGUCUUUGGUAAAUUCGAUACGUUUUGCAAGAGACUCAAUAAGAUUAUUUGUAUGUUCGAUUUAAUGGAUGACUACAACCAUUUGUUUGAGAAGAGAAUGGAGGGUCUACUUUUGGGUGAAGAUCUUGAAGAGGCAAUGCACGCUUUUAACGAGGCUAAAAAAGCGGUAACAUCAUGCCAGUAUGAUUAUCUCGACUACCGGAACAACGAGUUUGACAAAGACUAUCAAGCCUUUGAAGAGAAAACAAAUACUCUUCGGGAAUCUAUUGGUAACACUAUCGAAGUUAAUUUUGCUAGUGUCUGGGAGACGCCGCAAGGAAUUAAGUUCCUCACUAGAUUUGAGAAGGUUAGCCAAAAAAUUCAAAUAACGAAACUCAACGAGAAAUACGAUAGAGUGUUAAAAUAUAGCGAGAAAGAAGUUGACAAAAUAAUGAAAAUGUUUAAAAAGCAAAAAGACGAUCCGCCUUUACCAAGAAACUACUCUCCUGUAGCUGGUCGUAUAAAGUGGGCGCGCUGCUUGAUGUAUAACAUGACGGAGACGGUGGAGAGCGUAUGCGCGCACCCUGUACUUCGCGCGCUGCCCACUGCCGCGGACAUGAUGCGCAAAUACACCGCCACGCGCACGCUUAUUCACAACUACGAGGAGACGAUGCGCGCUGUCUGGAUGAACCAAAAUUUGUGGGACGUCGACGACAGUCUCAAUAAUACUUUGUUGAAGAUAGACGAUUCCGGUCGUAUUACUGUCAACUUGGAUCACACUAUCAAAUUAUUGAUAAGAGAAUCGGAUUGCCUCAUCAAAAUGGGUCUGGAACUGCCAAUUGUGUGUCAUUCUUUAUAUGCGAAGAAAAAUUAUUUCACGCUUGUAAACGAUUCCUUACAAUUCCUUCUUGAAGACUAUCUUCGGACAGUUCGGCAAGUUAAGCUAGAAGUUCGCCCGCUCCUCCUGCCUCAAGUCGUUCGUCUGUCAUCUCUACUACUGCCUGGUCUUCGUACUGUGUUUUGGACAAGUGAAGAUUGGAAAGCGUUCAUUGACCGCGCUAAUGCAGCUAUUAAUAGUUUCGACGUUCUCGUAACGAGAGUGCACGAUAUUUACACGAAUAGAAUUAUUUACAUGCUGUCUGGGAUGCAAGAAGUUACUUUGAUCUCUUUACCGGAAGAAACCCCGUGGUCAGUGGAAGAGUUUAUCGAGCAGGUCGAGAGUGGUUGUCGAAAUGCAUGCGUCGAACUCAAUAGAAAAAGCCUUAUGGUUGAAGAGGCUGUAGAAGAGGUCCUGGAUUUAGUCAAAAAAGCCGCACAACAAGUGAAACCGACUGAGAUCAACCCGGAUUUCGAGUUUCUUAUUGCCGAUGACGAUACACAGUCGGCCAGCGGAGCUGCCUCUACCAUGAACGAGUCAACUGCUAGUGGUCAGCAGGACUGGUCUGCAGUAUGGGAAUGCUUUGAGAGCCCUCACCGUUUACUUUCUAUACCAGCUGGAGGCUUGUCGAAGAGCAUGCAGGAAAUGGUGAAGAACGCAGUGAUUGAGAUGCGCCGCUACUAUAGUCGCAAGGUGGUCGACGUCCUUAUCAAAGUCACCAGGCGCGCUUUGGACCUCGUUAUCAAGCACUUCUCACAGGACGUCGAGCUCAAAGGGAGUUAUUCGAAACGGCCAAUGUUCCUAUUGCAAGCUACGCUUUUGAUACCGAAUGUAUCUGUGAAUCCUACACUGGAGGAUAUACAAGAGGUUCUAGUUCUUGCCGGUAAACAUAUAUCGGGAUUGUCUAAAGGAGUCGCUCAAUGGACUGGUGGGAAAAUACAAAAGGUAGGUUGGAAGAAGCUAGCCGGACACCAAACAAACCAACUUUUUGAAGUAGUCACCAAGCUUGACGGGCAGGUUCAGUCUAUGGCGGUACCGAUGAAUAUGGCACAGAAAUCGAUGAAAAUGGUUGAAGCUGCGAAAAUGAGAAAAAAAAAGUAUUACCGGUUAGAAUCUGAAGAGAAGCCAGUUUUUCCGUUUCAACAGAAAAAUUUCUACAACCACAUAAUGGAGAACAAGGAAAUAAUUAAAACUCUUACAUUGCUGUCUAUGUGUACACAGCACGUUAAAACGGAAGUUAACGCAUUGGUCAAACGUUGGCGUCCUUAUCACUAUUUGUGGAAAUGCGAAAAAACUCUACGACAAUUGUUGGUUUGGAAUCUUAAUGAUUUUGAACUUGCUCUAAAAAGACACAGUGAGCUAGAAGCUAAAUUGGCCACUGAACCCGAUGUAUUAAUAAUAGGAAACUGUCUUGCAGUAUCAACUGAGAAACUUAAAUUAGGAUUAAACACAGAACUCAAAAACGGAACCUACAGAAUAAGUCAAGCGAUGCGAAAAAAAUAUAAACGCGAGAUGGAUUACGUUUACGCGAUUAUGAACGACUUAGAACGAAAACUCGAAAGACCUAUUCGUGAUUUAGACGACGUGAGAACUGUUAUGGAAACACUAAAGAAGAUAAGAGAACAAGAAGUCGACAUGGAAUUAAAAAUAGACCCAGUUGAAGAAGCGUUUAACGUCAUAACACGAUAUGAACUGCCAGUCAGCAAAGAAGACAUGGAACAAGUGGAUAAUCUUCGCUACAGCUGGCAGCAGUUACAAGCCACCGCACUGGCGUCUCACGUGCAAUUGCUGAAAAUGCAGCCACAGUUUGAAGAUGACUUGAAAAAUAACUUGGAUAAAUUCAGAGAAGACAAUGCAGACUACUGCCAUGAAUAUCGAUAUGCAGGACCCAUGCAGCCUGGAUUGAGCCCACGAGAAGCUUCCGACCGCUUGAUCUUGUUUCAGAAUCGUUUUGAUGGAAUGUGGCGCAAACUACAAACAUACCAAAAUGGAGAGGAAUUAUUCGGUCUACCACACACUGAGUAUCCUGAAUUGGCUCAGAUAAGGAAAGAGUUAAAUCUCUUACAAAAACUUUACAAACUAUAUAACGAUGUGAUAGACAGAGUCAGUAGUUAUUAUGAUAUACCCUGGGGUGAAGUUAACAUAGAAGAAAUCAACAAUGAACUGAUGGAGUUUCAGAAUAGAUGCAGAAAACUACCAAAGGGGUUAAAGGAAUGGCCAGCUUUCUAUGCAUUAAAAAAAACAAUCGACGACUUUAACGACAUGUGUCCCCUUCUUGAAUUAAUGGCGAACAGAGCUAUGAAACCACGACACUGGCAACGUAUUAUGGAAGUGACUAAAUACAUUUUUGAGCUCGAAAAUGAAGAUUUCUGCUUAAAAAAUAUUUUAGAAGCACCUCUAUUACAGCACAAAGAAGACAUUGAGGAUAUAUGUAUAUCAGCAAUGAAAGAAAAGGAUAUAGAAGCGAAACUUCGGCAAGUGACUAACGAAUGGUCGGUUCAUGAACUGACAUUUCAAACGUUUAAUAAUCGAGGUGAAUUGCUUCUCAGAGGCGACACAACUGCAGAAACUAUCGGCCAACUCGAAGACAGUUUAAUGAUACUUGGAUCAUUGUUAUCUAACCGUUACAACGCACCAUUUAGAAAACAAAUACAACAAUGGUUAUAUGAUCUUCAAAGCACAAAUGAAAUUUUGGAGCGUUGGCUGCUCGUUCAGAAUAUGUGGGUAUAUCUUGAAGCCGUAUUUGUAGGUGGCGAUAUCGCUAAGCAGCUGCCAAAAGAAGCUAAGAGAUUUUCAAAAAUAGAUAAGUCUUGGCAGAAAAUUAUGCAAAGGGCUCACGAAACUCCUGGUGUUGUUUCAUGCUGUGUUGGAGAUGAUCUUCUUAGACAGCUUCUUCCACAUCUUCAAGAACAGCUAGAACUAUGUCAAAAAAGUUUAAGUGGCUAUCUAGAAAAGAAAAGGACAAUGUUUCCUCGAUUUUUUUUCGUGUCUGAUCCAGCCCUGUUGGAAAUUUUAGGACAAGCUUCAGAUUCUCACACAAUACAGAAUCAUCUACUGUCAAUUUUCGAUAAUAUACGAUAUGUAAAAUUUCAUGAUAUAGAAUAUAAUAAAAUGAUAGCUAUAGUAUCAUCUGAAGGAGAAGAAAUAAAACUAGAACGCCCAGUCCGCGCCGAGGGUUCAGUAGAAACAUGGCUAACGUCCUUAUUGCAAUCAGCUCAGAGUAGUUUGCAUUCCAUCAUACGUAAUGCUGUUUCCGUAAUCAAUGACCCAGGGUUUAAUCUUCUUCUUUUCCUAGAUAAAAUGCCCGCACAGAUUGGUCUGUUGGGAAUUCAAAUUAUCUGGACGAGAGAUGCAGAACUAGCUCUAAUGCAAGCUCGUCAAGAUAAAAAAAUAAUGAUUGAAACAAACAACAAAUUUUUAGAGCUUCUGAAUACUCUUAUAGAUCAAACAACGAGAGAUUUAAUUAAAAUCGAACGCACUAAGUUUGAAACAUUAAUCACUAUUCAUGUACAUCAAAGAGACAUAUUUGACAUGCUGUGCCGACUAAACGUACGCUCGGCUAACGACUUUGAGUGGUUAAAACAAUGCCGAUUUUACUUCAAAGAAGACGCCGACAAAACAUGGAUAUCUGUCACUGAUGUAACAUUCACAUAUCAAAAUGAAUAUUUGGGAUGUACAGAAAGGCUUGUUAUUACACCUUUAACAGAUCGAUGUUAUAUAACCCUGGCCCAAGCACUGGCAAUGAGUAUGGGCGGUGCUCCCUGCGGUCCUGCGGGUACAGGCAAGACAGAAACAGUUAAGGAUAUGGGCAAGACCCUCGCCAAAUACGUUGUUGUAUUCAAUUGUUCUGAUCAAAUGGACUACAGAGGCCUUGGUCGGAUCUACAAAGGCCUAGCUCAGUCUGGUUCAUGGGGUUGCUUUGAUGAGUUUAAUCGUAUAGAGCUUCCAGUCCUCUCAGUAGCUGCGCAACAGGUCGCGGUGGUCCUCGCAGCCAAAAAGGAAAAAAAGAAAACAUUCCUCUUCACUGACGGAGACAUGUCAGAUAUGUGCCCUGAGUUUGGAAUAUUUAUUACCAUGAAUCCAGGUUAUGCAGGUCGCAAGGAACUGCCAGAAAAUUUAAAGAUUCAAUUUCGCACGGUAGCCAUGAUGGUACCAGACCGCCAAAUCAUUAUACGAGUUAAAUUAGCGUCAUGUGGCUUCUUAGAAAAUAUAACUCUAGCUCGAAAAUUUUAUACGUUGUAUAAAUUAUGCGAAGAACAACUUACAAAACAAGUUCAUUAUGAUUUUGGCUUGAGAAAUAUUCUCUCUGUUUUGCGAACACUUGGGGCUGUAAAACGAGUUAACACGAAAGAAACUGAAAGCACGAUUGUAAUGAGGGUGUUAAGAGACAUGAAUUUAUCAAAGCUCAUAGAUGAAGAUGAACCACUUUUUAUUUCACUUGUUGCGGAUUUGUUCCCUAACCAAGCUUUGGAAAAAACAGCAUAUACAGAACUUGAAGAUGCAAUUAGAAAACAAGUCGAUUUGAAUGGACUGAUUUACCACCCGCCUUGGGUAUUAAAGAUAAUACAGUUAUAUGAAACACAGCGCGUUCGCCAUGGUAUUAUGACACUCGGACCUCCAGGAGCCGGAAAAACUACUUGUAUUCAUACUUUGAUGGACGCAUUAUCAGACAUAGAAGAUCCACACAGGGAAAUGCGUAUGAACCCUAAAGCAAUUACGGCGGCUCAAAUGUUUGGCCGCCUAGACGUGGCCACAAAUGACUGGACAGACGGUAUAUUUUCCGCUUUGUGGAGAAAAACUCUUAAAAUAAAAACAGGGGAACACAUCUGGCUAGUUCUGGAUGGUCCAGUAGACAGUAUAUGGAUAGAAAAUUUAAACUCUGUAUUAGACGAUAACAAAACUUUAACAUUAGCCAAUGGAGAUCGAUUAACGAUGUCACCUACUUCAAAAAUUAUUUUCGAGCCUGAAAAUAUUGAUAAUGCUUCGCCUGCUACAGUUUCGCGCAAUGGAAUGGUCUAUAUGAGCUCGUCAGGAUUAAACUGGGAACCAGUUCUCAACGCGUGGCUGAAGACACGGUCUCCGAGGGAAAUUGAAGUAUUUAGUUCCUUUUUUGAACAAACAUUUUCGAAUACAUAUACGUGGUGUACUCAAAAUUUGAUAUUUAGCAUGCGCGUACUUCAAAGUAACAUUAUCUAUCAAAUGCUAAAUUUACUUGAAGGCUUAGUGCCACCACAAGUAACAGAAGCUGAAGAUGCCUCUGCUAGCAAAUCAGUCAAUGGUGACAUAGAUGACGAAGAUGAAAAAGAAAAAGUAGAAGAAGUGAUUUUAUUUACACAUGAGCAUUUGCACAAAAUCUAUGUUUUUUCACUUAUUUGGGGGUUUGGCUCUCUUUUAGAAGCCGGAGAUCGAUUUAGAUUUGAUAAAUUCAUAAAAAAUACAUUCAAUGAUAUUCUCGAUUUACCCAAACAUCCCAAUAAUAAAGCAAGUAUACUUUUUGAUUUUUAUGUCAAGCAUCCAGGAAAGUGGGAAUUGUGGGAAGAUUUAAUGACAAACUACAUUUAUCCAGACACAGCGACUCCUGAUUAUUCAAAUAUUUUAAUACCAAUAGUCGAUAACGUUCGUAUAAAUUAUCUUAUUUAUUGUAUUGCAAAGCAAGGUAAAGCAGUACUUUUAUUGGGAGAACAAGGUUCCGCUAAAACCGUUAUGAUGAAAGCAUAUAUGAAAAAUGCUAAUCCGGAGCAGUUCAUGGGAAGAUCAUUUAAUUUUUCGUCAGCUACUAGUCCUUUUCAGUUUCAAAAGACAAUUGAAAGUUAUGUAGAAAAACGUAGUGGAAUGACGUUUGGUCCUCCUGGUGGAAAAAAAAUGCUUGUUUUUAUUGAUGACAUAAAUUUACCGCAAAUCAACGAAUGGGGCGAUCAAAUAACAAAUGAAAUAGUAAGACAAACUAUGAGUAUGGGUGGAUUUUAUAGCUUAGAAAAACCUGGCGAUUUUACAACAAUUGUUGAUAUUCAAUUCUUAGGAGCUAUGGGACAACCAGGUGGAGGUAGAAAUGAUAUCCCCGCUAGGUUAAAACGACAAUUUGCUAUAUUUAAUUGCCCGUUGCCUAAUAAUGAUUCGAUUGAUAAAAUUUUUAAAGUUAUUGGUGAAGGACAUUACAAUGCUAAAAGAGGUUUUACAAUCGAAGUAAGAUCGCUUAUAAAAAAAAUAAUUCCUUUAACAAGAGAACUUUGGAUGAAAACAAGAACGAAUUUGCUACCCACUCCUGCAAAAUUUCACUAUGUUUUUUCUUUGAGAGACUUAUCCCGAGUGUGGCAAGGCAUGAUAGGUACUUUGCCUACUGUGAUUGAAUCAGAAAAAUGUUUAAUGCUUCUUUGGAAACAUGAAUGCUCAAGAGUGUUUUCCGAUCGUUUCACGCAUCAAUCUGAUAAAGAUUGGUUCAAUAAUGCUUUAAACAAUAUUACAGAAGAAUUAUUAGGAUCUGACUACAAAAAAAUGAUGGAAAAAGAUCCUGUCUUUGUAGACUUUAUGAGAGAUGCGCCAGAACCAACAGGCGAAGAAGGUGAGGAUGCAGAUAUGGAACUCCCAAAAGUCUAUGAACCUGUGUUUGAUCAUGCCGAACUACGGGAUCGCUUAGAAAUGUUUCUAUCUCAAUUCAAUGAAAUGGUUCGUGGAUCAGGAAUGGAUUUGGUAUUCUUUCCCGACGCCAUGUUACAUUUAGUCAAAAUAUCUAGAGUAAUAAGGCAUCCUCGAGGAAAUGUAAUGCUAGUUGGUGUUGGUGGAUCAGGCAAACAGUCAUUAACGAAAUUAUCAACAUUUAUCGCAGGUUAUCGCUCUUUUCAAAUAGCCUUGACCAGAUCUUACAACGUUGGUAAUUUUUUGGAAGACUUAAAACUGCUUUACAGAUCAUGUGGUGUGCAGGGAAAAGGCACCACAUUUAUUUUUACCGAUCUAGAUAUUAAAGAAGAAGGUUUCCUUGAAUACCUUAAUAAUAUUUUAUCAUCAGGAGUUAUAUCAAAUUUAUUUACAAAAGACGAACAACAAGAAAUAAUUUCCGAAUUAACGCCAGUCAUGAAACGUGAAAAUCAAAAACGAACUUUAACUAACGAGUUAGUAAUGGAAUAUUUUUUAAACAGGACUUGCCAAAAUCUACACGUGGUUUUAUGUUUUUCGCCUGUGAGUGAGGCGUUUCGGUAUCGGGCGUUACGUUUUCCAGCUCUUAUAUCUGGGUGUACAAUUGACUGGUUUCAACCGUGGCCAAAAGAUGCACUUGUAUCGGUAGCUGAUCAUUUCUUAACUGAUUUUGAAAUCGAAUGCACUAAAGAGGUAAAAAAGGAACUCGUCACAGUCUUGGGAACAAUACAAGAUGUCGUUUCUAACGUAUCUACCGAAUACUUUCAAAGAUUUCGACGUUCUUCUCACGUUACUCCUAAAUCAUAUCUCAGUUUUAUAGGUGGUUAUAAAACUAUAUAUCAGAUGAAACAAAAGGAAUUGGGAGAUGGGGCUCAAAGAAUGGAUACUGGUUUAGAAAAGUUACGUGAAGCGUCAAUAUCAGUCGAAGUUUUAAAGAAAGAUUUAGCUGUGAUGGAGCAAGAUUUAGCUUUGGCUUCAGAAAAAGCUGAUCGUGUACUCUCAGAAGUAACUGAUCGAGCAAUGCAAGCAGAAAUAGUAAAAAAUCAAGUGCAAAUUGUCAAAGAAAAAGCAGAAGCUUUAGUAGCUUAUAUAGCAGAAGAAAAAGAAAAAGCUGAAAGAAAAUUAGAAGCUGCUAAGCCUGCCUUAGAGGAAGCAGAAGCAGCUCUUAAUACGAUCAAGCCUGCACAUAUAGCAACCGUAAGAAAAUUAGGUCGACCACCACACCUCAUUAUGAGGAUCAUGGAUUGUGUUUUAAUACUAUUCCAAAGAAGGUUACAUCCUUUAAUAUCUGAUACUGCUGCACCAUGUCCGAAGCCUUCUUGGGCAGAAUCAUUAAAGAUGAUGGCCAGUACAACAUUUUUACUUCAACUUCAAAAUUAUCCAAAAGAUAUUAUUAAUAAUGAAAUGGUUGAACAUCUUUUACCAUAUUUUGAAAUGGAAGAUUAUAAUAUGGACACUGCCAAGCGUGUGUGUGGAGAUGUAGCGGGAUUAUUGUCCUGGACAAAAGCUAUGGCGUUUUUCCAUAGCGUCAACAAAGAAGUUUUACCCCUAAAAGCAAGCUUAAUGUUACAAGAAGCUAGACUAAAGGUUGCAAUGGAAGAUCUAGCAUCAGCAGAACGUCAAUUGGAAGAACGCGAAAUGUCAUUACGGAAAGUGAAGGAACAGUAUGAAGCGGCUGUUUCUGAGAAGCAACAAUUAACAGAUGCCGCUAAUAUCUGUCUGAGAAAAAUGACAGCAGCAACUCAACUUAUUAAUGGAUUAGGUGGCGAAAAAAUUAGGUGGACCCAACAAAGUAAAGAUUUUAAAGAGCAACUCGGUAGAUUAGUUGGAGAUGUUGUAUUAGCUACCGGUUUCUUAUCUUAUUGUGGUCCUUAUAAUCAAGAAUUUCGUAAUAGUCUUUUUAAUACGUGGAUGGAAAUAUUAAAAAGCAAACAAAUUCCUGUAACAGAUAAUUUAAACAUAACAAACAUGUUAGUUGAAAGUGCUACGAUAUCCGAAUGGACCCUACAAGGGCUUCCAAACGAUGAGCUAUCUGUUCAAAAUGCUUUAAUUGUGACUAAAUCAAGCUCGUAUCCUUUAUUAGUAGAUCCACAAAGUCAAGGGAAAAACUGGAUUAAAAAUAAAGAAUCUUCAAAUGAAUUACAAAUUACUUCGUUAAACCACAAAUAUUUUCGAACUCACUUAGAAGAUAGCUUAUCUUUGGGAAGACCACUAUUAAUAGAGGAUGUAGGCGUUGAGUUAGAUCCCGUAAUAGACAAUGUUUUGGAGAAAAACUUUAUUAAAUCUGGAUCAAUAGAAAAGGUUAUUGUGGGCGAUAAAGAAUGUGAUGUAAUGCCAGGAUUUAUGCUCUAUAUAACUACUAAAUUACCUAACCCAGCUUAUUCACCCGAAAUAAGCGCAAAAACAUCUAUUAUUGACUUUACAGUUACUAUGCAAGGUCUCGAAGAUCAGUUACUAGGAAGAGUUAUAUUAAUGGAAAAAUCAGACUUAGAAGAAGAGAGGGUGGCUUUAUUUGAAUCGGUUAUGAAAAACCAAAGAAGUAUGAAAGAACUUGAAAGUAAUUUACUUUGUCGAUUAACAUCUUCUGAAGGUUCCUUAGUUGAUGACGAAGCUUUAAUUCAAGUAUUACAAAUAACAAAAUCAACAGCUGAGGAAGUCAAUGAAAAAUUAAAAGUGGCCGAAGUAACGGAAAGAAAAAUAAUUAAAGCAAGAGAAGAAUUUAGAGCCGUAGCCGCAAGAGGUUCUAUAUUAUACUUUUUAAUUGUUGAGAUGAGUAAUGUAAACAUCAUGUAUCAGAAUUCUUUAAAACAGUUUCUUACCAUAUUUGAUAACUCUAUAACAAAGUCUGCAAAAAGUAACAUUACAGAGGAACGUAUUAAUAUCAUUCUAAAAUAUUUAACACACGAAGUGUGGGCAUUUACUUUACGAAGCUUAUAUGAAAGGCACAAGUCACUAUUCACUCUUAUGUUAGCUAUGAAAAUAGAUUGCCAACGAGGGCUUAUUUCACAUGAUGAGUUCAUGGCUUUCGUUAAAGGAGGCGCAUCACUAGAUUUAAAUGCGGUAACUCCUAAGCCUUUCAGAUGGAUUCUAGAUAUUACUUGGCUGAAUUUAGUUGAAAUAAGCAAAAUAAAGUUCUUUUCUGAAGUUCUAAGCAAGAUUUCAAGCAAUGAAAAAGAGUGGAGAGUUUGGUAUGAAAAAGCGAAGCCAGAAGAAGAAACCAUACCUAGUGGAUUUCAAGAAAGUCUUGAUGUUUUUCGCAAGCUUCUUUUAAUCAGAUCAUGGAGUCCGGACCGAACACUUUCACAGGCUAGAAAGUAUAUAGUUGAUUCAUUGGGCGCUGAAUAUGGAGAAGGACGUAUUCUUAACUUGGAAUCCACCUGGGAAGAGUCUGAACCACGUACUCCUUUGAUUUGCAUUCUUUCGAUUGGCUCAGAUCCAUCAGCGCAGAUUGCUUCAUUGGCGAAAUCAAAAGAAAUAGUGUUAAAAGCUGUUUCUAUGGGACAAGGUCAAGAAAUCGUUGCUCGAAAAAUGAUAUCUGAUUCAAUGAACGAAGGAGGCUGGGUUUUACUACAAAAUAUUCAUCUUUCACUACCAUUUUGUGUAGAGGCUAUGGAUGCACUCAUAGAAACAGAGCAUAUACAGGAAUCAUUUCGCUUAUGGUUAACGACUGAAGUGCAUACUGAUUUUCCUAUUGGACUUUUACAAAUGGCUAUUAAAUUUACAAAUGAACCUCCUCAAGGUAUACGAGCUAGUAUGAAAAGAACUUACCAGAAUAUUACACAAGACACGUUAGAUUACUCAUCGUUAUCACAAUGGCCUCCACUGCUGUAUGCUGUGGCAUUUUUACAUACUAUUGUUCAAGAAAGGAGAAAAUUUGGACCCUUGGGAUGGAACAUACCAUACGAAUUCAAUCAAGCAGAUUAUGCAGCAAGUGUGCAAUUCAUACAAAAUCAUCUUGAUGAAAUCGAUCCCAAAAAAGGUAUAUCUUGGCCAACUAUAUGUUAUAUGCUCGGAGAGGUGCAAUAUGGUGGUCGGGUGACAGAUGAUUUUGAUAAACGCUUGUUAACAACAUUUACUAAUGUUUGGUUUUGUGAUGUCUUACUGAGACCUGGUUUUGAAUUUUAUAAAGGAUAUAAAGUUCCACAAACAAGAAACCUGCAAGGUUAUGUCGACUAUAUUAAUCAGUUACCGCUAACAGACACACCGGAAGUAUUUGGCCUGCACGGUAAUGCAGAUAUAACAUAUCAAAUAAAUAGUGCGAAGGACAUUUUAGACACUAUUUUAAGUGUACAACCAAAAGAGGGUGGUAGUCAAGGUGGUGAAACGAGAGAAAGUAUAGUUUAUCGUUUGGCUGAGGAUAUGUUAGAAAAAUUACCAAAACAAUACAUUAGCUUUGAAGUUAGAGAUGCACUUCAUAAAAUGGGCGCUUUUCUUCCUAUGAAUAUCUUCUUGAGACAAGAAAUCGAUCGUAUACAACGGGUUAUUAAAACUGUUCACACGACACUCUGUGACCUUAAAUUAGCAAUCGAUGGGACAAUAAUAAUGAGUCAAGGCUUGCGAGAGUCACUUGAUGCCAUGUACGAUGCUCGCAUUCCUCAACAAUGGCUUAAGGUGUCGUGGGAAUCGGCAACAUUGGGUUUUUGGUACACCGAGCUUUUAGAGCGCGAGCAACAGUACCGGGCGUGGCUACGCAAUGGAAGGCCUCACGCUUUUUGGAUGACGGGCUUUUUCAAUCCACAAGGAUUUCUGACUGCCAUGAGACAGGAGGUUACACGUAGUCACAAGGGCUGGGCGCUAGAUUCUGUUGUUCUGCAAAAUCAUAUCACAAAAUUUAAUCGUGAAGACGUUCAUGAAGGCCCUACAGAAGGAGUAUAUGUGCAUGGAUUGUUUCUUGAAGGAGCGUCACUUGAUAGAAAAUCUGGCAAGUUGAUUGAAUCGAAGCCUAAAGUACUGUAUGAGCAAAUGCCAGUUAUCUACAUAUUUGCUAUCAAUACAACUGCAGGCAAGGACCCGCGGCUGUAUGAAUGUCCCAUAUAUAGAAAGCCACAAAGGACAGACGCUAAGUAUGUAGGCUCCAUUGACUUCGAAACUGACAGCAAUCCAAGACAUUGGACUCUGAGGGGCGUUGCACUUUUAUGCGAUAUCAAAUAA